AUGUCUAGUAAGUACAUCGCGUCAGCCGAUGUAACGAAUAUGCGAACGUUGACUCUUGGGAUGUUCCCGAAGGACGUUCUUGAGUUCCAAGAAUCGCAAGAGUUUUUCCAGCAGAUAACGUUCAUUGACUACCAGCUUCAGCUAUUGAUCCAGAAUGAAUUCCAGGGCCAAGAGUUUGCACCUGUGUACGAUCAGAAUGAUGGCUACGACUCCCAGAGCGAAAAGUUGGUUCAAUUGAUCGACUAUGCUAUAUCCAUUCUGGCCAACUACAACGACCAGUCCAAGACCUAUAGAGAGAGUCUCUACUAUGUUUCCGUGAUUGGACAAUUGUUUUAUUUAAACAACCAGCCCAAGGAAUUAUCCCGGGCUGUUGGAUCCAUCCACGUAACCAGUGAUAAUAAUAACAACGUGAAUGGGGCAACUGGAGAGGAUGAGUUGUUGCGAUAUUUGACAUGUAGAUAUAAGGUGUUGCAAGGAAUAUCCGGUAUGGUCAAUGACGAGCAGGAGGUAGCGUUGAGUGGUCCUCAUGUUUGGAAUGAAUACUUGCUAAAUUGGAAUGCAUUGUUCAAUAAAAGUAACGUUGCGGCAAAUCGUUGGUUGGAAUUCUUGUACGAUAAGUUCACUGACGUAUUGACUGCUGACGGGCUUAGUAAGUUGGAGUUUCAUCACUUAAGACAGCAGGACUUUGCUACCAACCACUAUUCAUUGAUCUCACUUAGUAACUACCUUUCUAGACAUUCUAACAAGAACAAAGUCACGCCGUCCUUCAAGCAGGAAUAUGCUUCUUGGUUGAGCAAGGUGUUGGAAGUGAAAAUGCUCGAUAGUCGUUCAUUCCCCAAUGCUCUGCAGAACCACCAAGAAAUCAACACUUUUGUUGAUAAUUUGUAUGAAAGUUUGAACAACGUCCUGUACUAUCAUACUAUUUUAAAACCAGCGUUGUCCAACAAGUUCUUGGUCAGCUGUACUACGAAAACCUAUCAAAGUCAAGUGGUAAUCUGCAACUUGGUCAAGACGCUACUCAGUUUAAAUGAAUUUGACGAAGCUUAUGCAGCAAUGAAAACCUACAUUCAGUACUUGCACAUAGACCAAGAACAGAAGCUCGGAUAUAUCGAUAACAUCCUCUCUAUCAUUGAUACUUACACCGCGUGUAUUCUUGCAUUUAAUCCGUUGGAUUCAUUCAUAAAUUCCACCACUAAAAAGUUUAAAUACACCACGAAAAAAAUGGUGGUGGAGAUGGUUGAAAAAUUAUCUGGAGAUCUUAUCGGGUAUCUCGGUGAAUUGGAGAAUAUGUGUGAUUUAACCUACGAUGAUGAUGACGAGACUGAUGAACUUUCAUUUUUGUUCAAAAAAUACAAUUUGAAUGUGUUAUUGGAUGACAGAUCUUCUUACAUUGAUCUUGUUUCCAAAGCCUGGUACUCUUUGGGUCGGUUUUAUGAAUUUUUGAGCACUUACGAAGCUGCAACUGAGUCUAAUCUUGAAUUAUACAUUGGCAAACUAUUGCAAUUCUACAAGAAUGGGCUUAUUGUAAAUUCCACAGGUAAUAGUGAGCUUUUGUUUAACUAUGCACUUUGUCUCGCAUAUAACCGUUCAUUGCUUCUGGCAUCCAAGCUUUGUAAAUUUAUAUUGAAAAAGUAUCCAGAAUCGUUCAAAACUUGGAAUUUACUUGUUUUAUUGUUAACACUGUUUGAACUGCAUAACCCUGACCACAGCCUAGGUAAAUCAGGCUCUAAUAAUGCUACAACCGCUGCCACUGCUGAUACUACUAUAACCACACAAACAUCUACAACCAUAAAUCGCAGUACUUCCUCUCCUAGCUAUCUGUUUGAGUCCGAAAAAUUCGUAAAUAAUGCACUCAACAUUGCAGCUCUUUUCAUUGAAAAGUAUAGUAAGUCCAAGGGAACCAUAAAGCUUUCGUUCGAAACGAAGUAUUAUAUAAUUCAAUUGAAACUCACUCAAUGUGCAAUACUAGAAUCUAUUUAUGGAGUUGACUAUAUACUUGAGGCUUUACCUGAAGUAUUUGGGUUAUUCCACGAAUUAUUCGAUCAAGUCUUAGUACACUCCAAAAAUGGAGGUAAUAGUGAAAAUUGGAAGCAUGCAGCUGCUUCUACAGAUAAUGCAUGGUCUCAUAGACCAAGUUUUAUUGACCCUGCUGUCAACGGGAAUGGACACGAAAAUGGGCAUGCGCGCAGAAAGAAGUCCAAUGACAUUGAACACAUUAGUGAAAAGUUAAAAAGCUUAUCGAAAACUGCCUCUCAUCACCAUAAGACCCUGAAGACUCCGGAAAGACAAACUUCUACGAAAUCCACAAGGAAUAGUGGAACCCCUGCAGAACGCAAAUUGCUACAGGAUCUUUGGCUUUGGGCUUCAAGUGUCUACUCCAAAAUUGGCAACUUGGAUCAAGCGGAAGAAUGCAUCGUUGAAGCUGAGACAGUUUAUGAACUGAAUGUGAAGACAUUCUCUAGUUUGGGCUAUUUGACUUCUAAGUCAAGAAAAUUCCUCUCUUUGCAAGAAUUUGAAAAGGCUUUAGAAAUAUUGGCUAAGAAUGAAAACUACUACAACAGGAAAGAUUUCAUGUUCACUUUAUUAGGAUUGUGUAAAUUGUUUAUGAUUGAUGAUCAGCUAAAAUCUUCAUUGUUUAUAUCCGCUACAGAUUUAGAGGCUGGUAUCAUCAGAUUGAAAAAUUAUUUGGAGAAGUUCACCUUGUGUUGGCCACAUGGUCACAGCCAACCAGAGGUUUGGUGGUAUCUUAGUUUAAUCUAUGAAAGAAUUGACGACAAGGUAUUGUUGAAUACAAGUUUGUGGAAGUGUAUUGAUUUGGAAGAUUAUAGGCCAGUUAGAGAUUUUUCAACUUCAGUUAUUGAGUCAUAG
Dujonia railenensis is the source of this 2868-nucleotide messenger RNA. Lineage: Eukaryota; Fungi; Ascomycota; Pichiomycetes; Serinales; Debaryomycetaceae. The record is from the annotation of a GenBank genome assembly.